AUGUAUUCACCCCCGGACGAAAACUCAUCUAAGCGAAGAAAGGUCCGAAAGGGCACGCACAGUUGCUGGGAGUGUCGACGGAGAAAGGUCAAAUGCAUCUUCGAAUCACCCCAAGAUGUCAUUUGCAUUACCUGCCAUCGUCGGGGUGCGAAAUGUGCUAGCCAAAGAGAUUUGGACGACUCGAAUUUGUCAGGCCGCCAAACUGAAGGCAAGGAGCCAGCAGACAGCCAUGAUAAUACGCCUACGGGCCAGAGUUCAGGCGCUUCUGGGCCGGUGAUUCGAGAUGCCCAUGGCAUUUGCACGCCCUCUGUUUCUAUUUCAGAGUCAUCAACGCCGGCUUUCUCUCAACAUGCCGGCUCCGUGAAUUCCAUCGCCAACGGCCGACAGGGGGAGUGGCCAAAACAACCCCGCAGAGUGUCCGAAUUACAGUCAACCACAAAUCCCAACACACAUGAAAGCAUUACUCAGGAGCUACUCCGCGCUCUGCCCUCGGAAAACGACAUCAAGAUCCUCAUGGGAAAGAUCACUAAGGUCCCCUUACUCUGCCACCAAUCAUUCUAUAAGGAGGGCUCACAGGAGGUUCUAGAUGAGCAAGGCCCGUUACCCAAUCUCCUCUACCCAGAAGAGCACCCAGUCUUGCUUGCAAGCCAAAUGCUACUUUUCUCUCUCGCAAUACAGAGUCGGUGGCCGAAUGAUGUGCCACCCGGCCUCAGCAAGCAUCCGCAUGUAAUUAUGGAAGAACUUGCGGAGUCAGCAAUCAAGUUGGUAACCACCAAUGACGCACUACUAGGCACACUGGAGGGUCUUGAGAACAUCAUGUUUGAAGGAAUGUAUCACGUCGACCGCGGCAACAUAAGAAGAUCUUGGGUAACGCUGCGCCGUGCUGUGACAGUAGCACAGCUGCUGGGUAUCCAUCUUCCUGGCCAUCAUCGGUUCAAGCUGCUCAAAAGCGGGAGCAACCUUGAUCCUCAGGCAAUAUGGGACUGUAUCGUGUGGAUGGAGCGUCUUUUAUCCCUUUUGCUCGGUCUCCCUUCAUGUACCCUUGGUAUGGGCUCCGCCUACCAGGAUACAAGCAGCAUCUCAACAAAAGGCCUCGAGUUUCCUCCAACUUUGACGGACUUGAUAGCACAAGUUCUUGAAAGAAAUCAGGUCAACACCUUUGAGAAAUCCGCCGAAUUAACCAGAGGAAUAAACAAAGAGUUGAUCAGGGUAGCCGAGAUCAUGCCGCUUAAAUUCUGGCGACCGCCCGCCUAUGACGGCAUGAAGGUCAAUUCCCCAGACGCCUUCGCUGAAACCAAACGGAUCCUGGAGCAUAUGCGAUAUUACACUUUGUUGAACCAGCUUCAUUUACCACAUAUGCUGUGUCCGAACACUUCCUUCGAGAGUACCUGUUCCAAAAUCGCCUGCGUCAACGCGAGCCGCGAGAUUCUGAUUCGACAAAUUGCCAUUCGCAACUUCAAUCCCAUCAGCGCUUGUUUGAGGAUGGGGGACUUCCUGGCGCUGAUCGCAGGCUUGACACUGGUACUGGCACACAUCUUCAGUCAUUGUCACGAAGAAUUGGCCAAUGUCCUGAUACAUCAACGGCAAAGCGACCGAGCCAUCGUGGAACAAGCACUCGAGUGUAUGGAGUCGAUGUCUGAGCUGCGCAACGAUGUGCUCUCUGCAAAAUGCAGUACUCUACUGAAAGACCUGCUGGCGGUUGAAGCAGACGCUGCACAGGGAGGCAGCUAUCAUGCGCAAACUCUACAAGCAGGCAGCGGUGACGGCGAGAAUCAAAACGGCUGCCAAGUGCUUGAAAUAUGUGUGCCCUAUAUCGGCUCUAUCAAAAUUGCGCGUAGGGGGAAUAUAUCUGUCGCCCCCUUCCAAAGAGUAUCGCGGGACAAUAUCGUCCGCGAACCCGUCACACUUGGCGGUAUUGGAUCUGUCCAUCUCAGCAACUCAACAUUACCCAGCCAGAAUGGCAUUGAUGGCAGCCUAAAUUCGGCGUCCCGGCUACCAGUAUCCAAUUGUGCAGAAUUGUCCGCUCAGCCAUCUACUACGUUUGAUACGGAGAUGAUCCCAGGGCAGAUGCCUACACAGGAAGAUCAGAUGUUUCCGGAUGCUGCCGCGCCUUUGGAUGAUUGGGUGUUUCAAGGUUUCGAUACUGCUUUCUUUGAUGUUCUUAUGCGAGGAGUUACAGACCCGAAUCAGCCUAGUUUAUAA
Molecule: messenger RNA, 2202 nt
Organism: Clonostachys solani
Lineage: Eukaryota; Fungi; Ascomycota; Sordariomycetes; Hypocreales; Bionectriaceae
Source: the annotation of a GenBank genome assembly